Phlebotomus papatasi is the source of this 1499-nucleotide messenger RNA. Its product is annotated as protein takeout-like. NCBI's taxonomy places the organism in Eukaryota, Metazoa, Arthropoda, Insecta, Diptera, Psychodidae. Bases 288 to 1037 code for a protein of 249 amino acids. The record is from RefSeq and is a predicted model, not a curated record. The transcript is spliced from 3 exons.
ACUCGAUACACUAGUAUUGAUAGUUAAGACGAGACGACUACUAGAAAUCCUUGAAUAAGUUCGCUAUAUAAAGAAUCAGUCUAAUCACAGCUACUUCCACUGUUAAACGCACCGUCAACCGGUGAACACACUUUUUUGCACGAAAAAGAGGCAGUUCCAUUCAUAAGAAUUUUCCUCAGGGGGGAAAAUUUUCAGUGAUAGUUAUUGUUGUAUUUUCGACCAAAAUAACAAAUAGUGUCGUGUUGCCUUAAAUAUCGCAGGAAUUAAAAUAAAAUAAAAUACAGAAAAUGAUCAAAUUUAUCAUCUCAACCACGGUCGUGUUACUUUUCGUAAAAUCAUCAAUAGCCGCUAAAUUUCCUGAUGAUAUUGAAAAAUGCAAAGCAGCCGAUCUGAAAUGUUUACCCGAAAUCAUUACAAAGGUGAUAAGAAUGGUUCCAAAUGGUCAUCGUGGACUUCACCUACUACCGAUCGAUCCGCUCCAUGUGAAUGAAAUCAAAAUCACCCAAGAACAUGAAAGUCCAGUUAAUAUAAACUUGGUCCUGAGUAAUACUGACAUAAUUGGGCUGAGGAAUGUUGAAGUUACUAAAGUCAAGGGCUUCGAAAAGGAUCCAACAAACGUGCUGUUUGAAGCUGAGGCAGCAUUGAAGCAAGUUGCACUACUAGGACGAUACAAGAUUGAUGGGCGUGUGCUGAUUUUGCCAAUUCAAGGAAAUGGCAAGAGCAAUCUAACACUGGACAACCUCACGUUUAAGAUCAAGUUCAAGACAACACAAACGUACAAAAACUCCAAAGUAUACAUACAGACAAAAGAUUUUCUUUUUGGCUUUGAUACCACACGCCUUCACAUCAAUUUUGAGAAUCUUUUCAAUGGUGACAAAGCACUAAGUGACAACAUGAAUUUGUUCCUCAAUGAGAAUUGGAAGGAUAUUCUGGAGGAAUUGAAACCAGCCAUUAAUGAAGCAUUCUCACAGAUAUUCAACACAAUCAUCAACACGAUAUUUGCAAAGAUUGCCUACAGUGAUAUUUACUUGGAUUAAACGUUAUAUUUUUCAUUUUUUUGCCAUAUCAAUAAUUCUAAUCUAAGCAUCGUCUGUCGUUUUUACUUUUCCAUAUACAAAAUGUUAAUGCAAAAUUUUCUCAGGCAAAUGAUUCUAUAUGAAAUACGUCAUAAAUUGCAAAAGCAUGCAAAAAUUAUUCGUAAAAUUGCAACUGAAUUGAACAAGAUUAUAUUCCACGUGUUACUACAAAACUUGUAUCAUAUUUAAGUGACACAUUGUACAUAUUCUAGGUUUUAAGAAUUUACUUCUAUAUACAUUAAAAAAAUACAUGCAUUCAAGUAUGUUGCAAUUUAUUUUUUUUAUCAAAAGUAUUUGAGAUUGUAAUUUAUUCAUCACAUGAAGAAUUUAUAUAAAAAUGAAAUAGGAUCUGUUGCAUUUUCUUUUGUAUUACGCAUAUAAUAAUAGCACUAUCAAUAAAAUUUAUAACUAAAAAGAAAGAAA